Carcharodon carcharias (great white shark) is the source of this 4205-nucleotide messenger RNA. RefSeq names its product methyl CpG binding protein 2 (gene mecp2). Lineage: Eukaryota; Metazoa; Chordata; Chondrichthyes; Lamniformes; Lamnidae. Bases 107 to 1546 code for a protein of 479 amino acids. Gene Ontology annotation, biological process: negative regulation of transcription by RNA polymerase II. The transcript is spliced from 3 exons. The record is from RefSeq and is a predicted model, not a curated record. Gene Ontology annotation, molecular function: chromatin binding; methyl-CpG binding; double-stranded methylated DNA binding. Gene Ontology annotation, cellular component: heterochromatin; nucleus.
GCCCCCCCCCACCCCACACUCACUUUCUCUCUCUCACUCCGGUUCUCCACGACCUCGCGAGACUUCGGCCGCUUUGCCGGUGUGACGCGCUGGAAAUAAUUUGAAAAUGGCCGCCGCGCCUAGCGGAGGAGAGAGGCUCGAAGAGAAAUCAGAAGACCACGAGCAGGCUGGACAAAGGGAGAAGCUGCUGAAAGUGAAGAAACACAAGAAAAAGGAGGAGCGAGAUGAUGAGAAGCACCGAGAAGCCCAGCCAGCCGAAGCUCUGGUCCCUGAGCCGGCCGACGGUAACAAAGCCGAGACAGCAGAGCAAGAGGGAGCGGUCGCGGCUACCCCUUCCACUCCAAAGCCAAGGCGCUCCCUGAUUCGAGACCGGGGCCCACUGUACGAUGACCCCACGCUCCCUGAGGGCUGGACGCGGAAGCUGAAACAGAGGAAGUCGGGACGAUCGGCGGGAAAGUACGAUGUGUACAUUAUCAACCCACAAGGAAAGGCGUUCCGUUCCAAAGUGGAGCUCCUGGCACACUUCGAGAAGGUUGGCGAUACCACCCUCGACCCCAGUGACUUUGACUUCACGGUCACAGGCCGAGGGAGCCCCUCAAGGAGAGAGAAAAAACCGCCCAAAAAGCCAAAGAGCCCCAAGUCGGCUGGCACAGGAAGAGGGCGGGGCAGGCCUAAAGGCAGCGGCAAGGACAAGAGGGUGCAGAAAGGCGGCCCGUCGAAAAGAUUGUCGGACAAAAGCGCGGCAAAGCUCCUGGUUAAAAUGCCUUUCUCGGCUCCCCUGCUGCAGAAAGCCGAAGGAGCCACGUCUUCCACGGAGCAGCUUCCAAAGGUGCGGAAGGGCGGCCCCGGCAGGAAGAGGAAGUCUGACGUCGAGCCCAAGGCUGUCCCGAAGAAGAGGGGCAGAAAGCCGGGCGGGGCCAGCGUGGUGCCAGCCGUCAAGAAGAAAAUCAUCAAGGAGUCUUCCAUCAAGCCUGAAGAAGUGACUGUUUUGCCAAUCAAAAAGAGAAACCUGGGGGAGGAGAGUUCACCCCUGAAAAAGAGAAAAAGUACACGCAUCUUCGAGGAGGACACCAGCAUACCAGUGGUGGGAAGCUCGAUAGUGAAGGAAAGCACCCAACCCGAACACUCAGUGGUGGAUGCUGGCGAGAAAAGUGGGAAAGGACAGAAAAGCAUUAAAAGUGUGAUUCACAAGGCAAGAGAGGGGAGCCCAAAAGGCCGGAGCGUCAAGAAGGAGCCCCCUCACCCUGCUGACCCCAAGGAGCCGGAGCUGAAGGAGGUGACUGCUCAAGAGGCGGAGAGCUCCAAGGACAGGAGGAGCCCCUCAGAACCCAAAGACUUGAGCACCAGAGCGUGCGCGGAGGAGAAGCCUCCGCGAAGCAGACCCGAGGCUGACCUGUUUCCAAAGGAGCCCUCAAAGACUGAGCUUGCAGAGAAGGGCAAACUGAGAGGCGAGGGUGAUCAGAGGGGCGUCAUCUCGACCGUGCCGAGGCCGAGCAGAGAAGAGUCGGCAGAUACUCGGGCGACCGUUUCAGAGAGAGUUAGCUGACUUUGAUAGGAAGAAGGAAAAAAAAUGAACGAGGCAGCUGUUGUGUCUUUUUCUCCUUGUGAGUAGGGCUCUAACGAAGGCUUUCCAGAGCAGUGAUGCUGAACCUCGAAGCUUAUCUGGGGCAAGAGUUAAUUUCUAAUUUCUUCCUUGAAGUGUUUGCAUCUGUUAGGUGGUCAAAUGUUCAGUCUGUCUUUGUGUUUUGUUCGGCCCUCAAAAAGAUAGCGAACGAGAGGUUGCCCCUUCCCCACCAUCCUCCUCCUUCCCUCCUCCCAUUCAGAAUAAAAUAAAAAGGAAAAAGCUCACUGUGCCUUCUGUGAUCUGGUCACAGAGUCCACCUUCAGUCAGUAGGAUGUUAGUGACACCUACCCGCUGCCCCCCUCCCCCCCCCCACCACCUGCAACCCCAAGUUGCUAAGGUCUUAGAUCAAUGCACCCCUGAACUCCUCGGCCCAAUUUGAGUUUGAUGUUGAACCCACAGAGUCCGUACUGUCGGGGUGGGGAGAAAAUUGGUGCACUGAUGCUGUUGUACCCUUUAAAUGCCUGUCGCCGGCUUGUCACGCUGCAGUCCUUGCUAGCUGUGCGACUGACAUCUGGAGGCAGGCGACCAAUAAUGCACCAACCUUUUUUUUUAAGUUACACCGAUGCGCUCGUUGGAUUUGAGACACCUUGGAUCCUUUUCUGCGGUGCCCUGAUUGGAGAAUCAGCCGUCCAUUGUGCGCUGAGGCACUCGACAAGGCAUGUUGCUCGUCCCCAAUCACUUGAGUAGUGGACGGCCCAUUUGGUGAACGGGCACGAGUGUGAGACACAUGGUCACUCAUGUCCACCAACCUCAGCCGAGGGACUUUUACAUGUUGUGUUGGACCUGAGAUUGAAGAGAGCACAUCCUGUUAAAUAAGCCCGCCUUUGACGUGGGGGUGCCCUGUACCCUCAACUGUGCUUUUCUGCACUGUAAUAGAUGAGGGCACAGAGCAUUCCAGCUGUGGCGAAGGUGGAUAUUGUGCCAAUGAAUACAACCUGAACCGUGUAGAGUUAAGAGAAAGACGCCACCUGGCUUGCCCACUCUACUGCCCCUGAGUGAACCAAGACAACUGCGCACCGGCUCAACUUGUGAAAUUAGUGAGGAUGUGCACAAUGGCGCUGGACUUUUGAGGCAAAAUGUACGGCAUAGUGAGACAUUGUUGAGCCCAGCCUGGUUUAGGGAAUGACUGGCACUGAAACUACCCUGGAGUGCUCUUUGAACCCUAGAGUGAAGGUUGCCAAUUCUGCCGGCUGUCGGUGCAGAACAGGGCUGGGGGGUGGGGGUUGUGGGAGAGGGGAGGAGGACGAGGGUGAUAUCCUAUUUUUUAAAAAAAAUUCUCCCUUGUGUGGAGAGGGACCCUGACCAUGAAUAGUGUGUUCUGUCUAGAUGGGCCAGGGUACAUUAUUGUGCUCGUCAAAGGCCCCAAGAGCUUCACGAGGAGUUUUGGGGCGGGGGCAACCUUUUAUUUUUCGACAAUGAGGCUUUUCCCUUCGAUUUUUAUUUUAGUAAGACUGAUGAUGAUGAGGGGGACAGAAUUAUGCAGCAAGCUUUUAAAACCAUGGGAGCCCUUUAGAUGAUUAUGCACUGCUCAUCGAUUUCCCCAGUGUUACAGAUCUUGCAAAAUCAUGCAACCGUGUAUACCUUUUUAAAUCCACCAGCUCUUGGGUGACGCUCGAAGAUGAACACCCUUGCGCGCGCUCUCUCCCGCUAAAUUGUAGACUAGACCCUCUUCGUAAACCUGGCCAUCCGCGGGUUGCCCUGUUAUUGAUCAAGCUCAUGACCCUUGUUUCUUUAAAUUGUGUGCGGAAUACUCUGAAUAAAACCCCCUUCGACCUUGGUUUUAGAAAUUCAGCCUUACUGCACUUCUGCCCAGUGGAAAAGUUGCUCUUUCUGGUUUGUGGGCGGUGAGAGGAAUAAAUGGCGUGCUUGGGGGGGGAAGAUUUAAAAAAAAUAUCCAAAAAUGACCAACUUUUUUUUUAUACACCUAUAUAUAGGACACGUAGAUGAGUGGAGUAUAGUUCCCAAGAUAGUGUUCUGUCUACUUCCCACAUUAGACUGUUGUUUCGAUAUCAUGUGUCCGGGCGAGAGCAAAGCCUGUGCUUCCGCUGUACUACGUUAAGGGUUGCAAACACUUUGAAACACUUUCUGUAUCCUGGCGUUGAUACAACCAAUCUGGUUUCCACAUCCCAUCUUUCCGCUGAGCUGGCUAUGAACUGUCUGCUAGCCUUGAAUCUUAUUCUUCCCGCUUGCACUGUCAACUAGAGGAUUUUACUGUACUGUAAGCUGUCCUUUAUAUCGUAAUAUUAUUUAUAUCUUAAUAGUUUUGAUUGUGUUUUUUUUUUAAAAGAAAAACAAAGUAUGAUCUGGUUAGGCUGCCUGAAAUCUGCAGGAUGCCCUACGUUUCCAAACAUUUGACUGACUUUUUUUCAAAAUGGCACCGGCAGCUCGAGCUGAUUGAAGAGUUAAAAAAAAAAAUGAAGGCUGAGGUCCAGUUGUUCUUUUAGGGAUAACGCUGGGCUGCUGCUGCUGACGAGGGAGCCAGGGGUGGUGGGGUAAGGACUGAGUUUUACCCCGCCUCAGUAGCGGGCUUUGGCAUCUCCGGUUUCACCGAAUGUUUUGUUAAAAUAAAAUUUAAAAAAUU